AUUGUCGACGACCAGAAAGAUUUCCAAUCGGCAAUUGGUAGUCUUGUCUACAACCUCUGGUAUUAUCACACCUUCACGCUCUUCUUUCACUGAAUCAUCGCGACACUAAGCUUGUCUCUAAAUCUCCUGCUUCCUCCCGAACAGUUUUAAGGUUUCUCGGAAUUUCCGUCUCUGUCCCUGGGUUUUCUUUUCUCGGUUCUCUACAAACUGCAAAGUGCAGAACCUUCUCAUAACUCUCCUAAUGGCUUCGGUGACUAAGAACUCUCUGUUCGGUGGUGAUCUGCCAUGGUCACCUCUUGACUGGACUAGCAGCGAUGAUCGCGUUCGCGGCGGUUCGUCUUACUCAGAGCUUUCCUGCAGUCCAUUUUCCCCCACAGCUGUAUUCAAGGGCAACCUAGACAUCGACACCUUAGGCGGCGCAGGAUUUGCAUCACAACGGACUACUGGGGAAGAUAGAAAUUGGGAUCUUUCAGGAUACGAUGGCAUGCUCCUCGACAUCGCGAAAACGGAUGGGAAGCAGUAUACAUUGAUAUUGAAAGAUGAAUUGCUUCCCAAGAGUCCAAACGGGAGGGAACAAAGUACGACUAGCUGGGAAUUUGACUUCAAGGCGGACAAGGAAGGCGAGAAGGUUUUCGUCUCAUGGAAUGAGCUAAAGGCUACAUAUCGAGGAAAGGAGAAGAAGGAUGCCAAGCCAUUGGAUCUAAAGCACGUCAAAAGAAUCAGCAUAAUGAUGAGAAGCUUUUUUGGGACUCAACAGGGGGACUUCUCUCUCACUAUCAGGUCGAUUUCGGCAUUCUAUAAAAAGGAUACUUCGGCCGACACUGGUGAGCCAUAUCACGACGACCCGAAUCAGACUUCAGUGCCCUGGACUGGUGAUGGACUUGACAACACAUCAGAUGCACAACAACAACAACAACAACAAAGUUGGGUUGGUUGGUUUUCCCGAUUCUGUAGCAGUUAGUAGGCCCGCCUUACCCAAAUCAAAAGAAUCAAUACCGGGUAUCUUCUUGACUUCGCAUUCGAACUGCCAGUAAGCAUCAUGUUGCUGUUGGCCUAUACCAGCAACAGAAAAUUGGAGCCUUAUCUCUUUCAGACGGAUUGAACUCAAAGCACAAACAUAACAUCAAACCAUCCUAGUACGCAUCCCCCUGAAUGUACUCGGCUAUCGUGUUCUCGACAACA
Messenger RNA from Mollisia scopiformis, 1182 nucleotides. RefSeq names its product CIA30-domain-containing protein. The coding region runs from base 242 to 961 and encodes 239 amino acids. The record is from RefSeq and is a predicted model, not a curated record. Gene Ontology annotation, biological process: NADH dehydrogenase complex assembly. Lineage: Eukaryota; Fungi; Ascomycota; Leotiomycetes; Helotiales; Mollisiaceae. The transcript is spliced from 3 exons.